AUGUGCAAACAGCAAACCAUUGACAUCAAUUUCAAGGACGAGAUAAGCUAUGGAGAAGUCCUGACUUACUUUGAAAUACUAGCCGGCUGCGUUUUUGGCAAUAGUGGGCUGGGGAUGUGGUUUUUCUUUGUUGCUGAUGGGGCCCCCCGUGAAGAUGGCUGCUUCCCCUGCCUAAGUCUGAUCCUGCUUCAUUGGAGCCAGGGGUCAGCAGUUCAGGGCCAAGUAUGCCAAUUUGGACCCUGCCAAAUGGAGGGGGUAGUUCUCCAGGAAUUGUGGGAGGCCUUCCAGGCCAUGAAGGACAUUGUGGAAGCUCGGGGUAACAUCACAAGUGUCCAGCUGCUGUGGAAGAAGGUUCUGCAGAAGGCAGUUGAAUUCAGGAGCCUGAAGUCAUUCUCUAUUCUGGCCAAUAACUUUAUUGUCAUCAUGUCAAAACUGUAACCCACUCAGGAAAAUGGGAUGUUUCCCGUCAAUGAGAAUGCACACAGGCAGUUUCUACCAUGCCAGGGACCGUUUAAAUAGGUAAUCCAGGCCAUUCUGACCAACGCCUUCGGAGAAGUGGUCAUUCUCUUAACCUGGAUGAAGAAAUUCUCCCAGCUCUAA
This is a messenger RNA of Talpa occidentalis (Iberian mole), 600 nucleotides long. RefSeq names its product interleukin 24 (gene IL24). The transcript is spliced from 6 exons. NCBI's taxonomy places the organism in Eukaryota, Metazoa, Chordata, Mammalia, Eulipotyphla, Talpidae. The record is from RefSeq and is a predicted model, not a curated record.